Messenger RNA from Brassica oleracea var. oleracea, 2066 nucleotides. RefSeq names its product RNA polymerase I-specific transcription initiation factor RRN3-like. Bases 100 to 1959 code for a protein of 619 amino acids. NCBI's taxonomy places the organism in Eukaryota, Viridiplantae, Streptophyta, Magnoliopsida, Brassicales, Brassicaceae. Gene Ontology annotation, molecular function: RNA polymerase I core binding; RNA polymerase I general transcription initiation factor activity. Gene Ontology annotation, cellular component: nucleus. The record is from RefSeq and is a predicted model, not a curated record. The transcript has 15 exons. Gene Ontology annotation, biological process: transcription initiation at RNA polymerase I promoter.
CCCCGCCUCCCUCCCUCUCUUUGCACUCGGCGCAAGCUCAUCAUUCUCAUUUCAAAGGUGCAAUAAAGAUAUAACUCUUUGAAGUAGUUACAUAAGAGGAUGGGAGCAUCAGAGGUUCUAACUGAUCCAUCAAGCCUAUACGAUGUGGGAAACGGUGAAUAUUCUGACACGUAUACGAUGCUUACCGUGAGAAACGCACUUGCAUCUGUUCAGAAUGGAGAAUCAGACCGUUACGAAGAGCUUGUUCAAUCUAUGCAGAUCAUCAAAGGAGCUGACCAUGCUGUGUGGGCAGAUCUUGUGACUAUCUUGAACGCGUUAUCAGGCUCUGUGGCUUGCAUAGAUAUCAUUCACCAUCGGAAGCUUCUUUCUUCGGUAAGUUUCUAUUACAUCUCCCACCUUUUACCUAAGGUCUCAUCCCUGGCUAUUAUUAUGUUACAGGUUUUUGGAAUGUCACUGUGGGAUCUCAAACCUCAUGUCAUGGAUGCGUUGGUGGGGCUACUCAUAUCGCUGGCUGCUACUAGUGGGAAGUAUCUGGACUCUUGUCUGAAUAUGCUCAUAGGCCACUUUGUUCCACCGCGUUGGGUGAUUGAUAGACUUUCGCAACGCCGUGUAAUCGACCAGAAGACAGACGUUCUUUCUUGGGUUCAUGGAGCCAUUCUGAAGAUCUCUCUUUUGGUUCCUCUUGCUCCCUCGAGAUUGUUGCCCAUGCUCGCUCAGCAAAUGCCCAAAAUAAACAAAAAGGACAAUCUGGUAGUGAUGUAUGUGGAGAAUUUAUUCAAGUUGCAGAGCAGCCCAAUCGGGCAAGUUGGUGGCAGCAUGAUUUUUAUGAUGGUGAUGGAGAGGUUGAGAGAUUUGGAUCUGGAGAUUGAUUGGGAUGAUAUUCUACAAGAUGACUCUAGUAGAGGCAUGUUUGAUAUGGAACUUGAAGACACUAUGAAUGAAGGAGAAGAGAAUACGUCUGGUGGAAAUGUUGUUUUUGAGUCUUUGGACAAAUUGAUGGUCAUAUCGUUUGAUCAUCUUGAAUCAUGUAAUCUUGAUGGUCGUUUGGAUCAGGUGUUUGAAAAGCUCUUUGGGGCAUUUGAGAACUUCAUUCUGAAUACAUACAAAUCUAAAGUUUCGCAGUUUCUGAUGUUCUAUGCAUGUUCACUGGAUCCUGAAAACUGUGGUGUGAAAUUUGCGAGUAAGCUAAUGGACAUUUUUCUCUCCAGCAACAAGCCUCGACCUACUAGGAUGAGUGCGGUUGCCUAUCUAGCUAGCUACUUGGCUCGUGGAAAGUUUUUACCUGUUUCCUUUGUGGCGAGCAUGUUAAAAAGGUUGGUAGAUGAGUGCGCGGAUUACUGUGGAGCUUGCAAUGAUGAUAUUAGGCCUGAAGCACAUCAGAUUUUCUACUCCGGAUGUCAGGCGAUCAUGUAUGUGCUUUGCUUCCGGAUGAGAUCCAUCCUAAACGUUCCUCUCUUUCGGUCCCAGCUUAUACCAUUGGAGUCAGUUUUAAUGCACAGACUAAACCCAUUGAUGGUAUGCCUUCCAUCCGUAGUUGCGGAGUUCCUUAAGCAAGCUAAAGCAGGUGGCAUGUUCGUAGUCUCAGACUCCUUCAUUUUCGAUGACUUACUCGAGUCUGAGCUCUCCCGUGCGUUUGGCGGGCCUGAGAGGCUUGAUACAUUCUUCCCCUUUGACUCUUGCUUGCUGAAAAGCUCUAACAGCUAUAUCUCCCCGAAUUUCAUUUACUGGUCGAUGGUGAGACCGACCUAUGAAGAAGAUGAUGAUGAUGAGGAGGAUGCUGAGAUAAUUGUGAACGGGGAUGAGGAGAGUGAUGAAGAGGAGGAGGAGGGUGAUCUUGAUUACUCCAUGAACAAGAUGUCCAUAACGCCUAAGCACUCUUUCAAGAACAAGAUGGAAAGAGACAGACUACUGAAAAUGCCUUCCAUGAUCAGACAUUCCACUAGUCCAGAAUCCUUGUGAGUUUAUGGAGAGGGUCUCAAUACGCAUUUUUGUAGCAAAUAUCUAAAAGCGAUUUGAAUCGACUCAGAACUUUCUAAUAUAUGAAACCAAUGUUUGUUUGUCCUAAA